CAAUGAAAUAAAGGGGGGGGGGGGGGUUCAGGUCAAGGCCACCUGGGUACGAGUUAGCACAUUGCUUAUGGGCGGGUGGUUGGUUUUGUAUGACGAGCGAGUGGCAAGAAGGCAGGGGAGGACAGGGAUGUGAGGAUAGCACAGGGGAAUGACGGAGCAGGACGAGUCGAAGCAGCGAAAGCGAGGAGAAGGCGAGGAAAAGAAGAGAAGAUGCAAGAGGGUGACGUGUGGACGAAGAGCGCAGAGGAGUGUGAAGAGUGAGAGGAUGAUGACGGGCAGAGCAACGAGAGGGGGAAAGAGUGAGAGAUUGAUAGAGGUCGGUGCAAUCUCGAGAAGCAAGGAAGAGGAAGAACGGUGCCGAAGACGCAAAGUAUUCCCCGAUGCACACGCGCACGCGCGCGCACGCUCUCUUCCACUCGAGGAUCCACACGCUGUUUCCCUCCUUCAGAUUCUUGGCUUUCGCACCUCUGCUCCGCUCCGCAAACUCUGUUCGGCACAGCCUGGCGCCCAGUGCCCCAAUUUACCCUUCACCCAGCCCCCUCGUCCGGUCUCAUAUCUCUUCGCUCCCCUUCUUCUUUGGCGACUCUCCGCUAUGCCCGCUAUGCUCGGCAAGGCCGUGCCUGCGGCCCAUCUCGAGGUCUCUGGACGAGCGCGGGCCCACCAUUUCUGGAAUGAGGGGGAACAAAGGCGGUGACGCUUGGGCCCGAACCCCCUGCCGCAGGACGCCACCUCCGCCUGAGGAUCGGUAGAAUGCCGACCCUC
Messenger RNA from Cutaneotrichosporon oleaginosum, 762 nucleotides. RefSeq lists its product as uncharacterized. The record is from RefSeq and is a predicted model, not a curated record. NCBI's taxonomy places the organism in Eukaryota, Fungi, Basidiomycota, Tremellomycetes, Trichosporonales, Trichosporonaceae.